Molecule: messenger RNA, 2761 nt
Organism: Erythranthe guttata (spotted monkey flower)
Lineage: Eukaryota; Viridiplantae; Streptophyta; Magnoliopsida; Lamiales; Phrymaceae
Source: RefSeq, a predicted model, not a curated record
CCACUUUUUUUUUUUUUUUUUAAUUAAAAUGUCCAUGUGCCACUCAAUGAAUGAAAUCCGUUUUUCUUAUUUAAAUAUAGCUCCCUUGUUUAAAAGAAAAAUUAAAGAUGGGUUAUAAUCAGAGCCUGAUUUAUUAUAUUUAUGUAAUGUAUCUAACAUAUGACUAUCUGUGGAGAUAAUUUAUUGGGGCUUUUGGUCACACAUAAAUGUUUGAAAAUUCAUAUAUAAGUAAUUAUUUAUUUAAUGAGACAAUGAAACUUCCAAAACUUCAUUACUCGUCUUUAAGUUUAUGCUUUAAGUCAGGUGGUGUUUGGAAAAAAAAACUUUUAAAAAGAGAUUAUAAGAUUUUUUGGACUUGCUAAAAAAAUAAACCCCAAACCUAUGGUUAGUGCAAAACGGUUAUAUUUUAUUCCAAAAAAAUAUUACAAUUUACCCCCUUAUGAAAUAAUAUUAAUAUUCACAAUUACCACCGAGGGUAAAAUCGGUAUUUUAUGAAGAAUUUUCCAUGGAGUAAAAAAUUUCCAUUGUACACGAUAAGGGGAUCGAGAAUGUAAGACGACAACAAACAUCAGAGGUUUUGUGUAAUCAUGAAUAUGUGAGGAUUUGUUUUUUUUGUUUGGUAAUAAUUUAACCCUAGUUCGUUCACUGGUUACUUGUAAUUUACCCUAUUAAUUAAUAAUAUCGUUGUCAGAUAAAGCGCUAGAAUUAGGUCUAUAACCAUGCAUGUGUACCAAUUAAUGAUAUAAAAAGAAAUAUGGGCGUGGGGGAUCGAAGAAGCUAGAGAUCGAAGAUGAUCACUACGAAAAUGUUCGAUUUUUAUGGACUGGAGUUUGUUAGCAGGCCAUUAGUUCCAUCCAUGGUGUCGGCGGUUGUAAAUGGUUUUCCGGGGAACUGUUUCCGGCGAGUUCUCCGACGCGAAGCAACCGGUUGCCGGAAACUAAGUUCUCUGCAUGUGAAAGGGAGCAGUUUCAAGAGUACUAAAAGUAGUGAUCGGAGUUCAAAAAAUUACUCCGACCAGCUGAAGGAAAUCGGUGAUGACGGGGGACCACCGCGGUGGUUUUCGCCGGUGGAGUCUGGGUGUAGGUCAAAAGGUCCCCUCUUGCUUUUCUUGCCAGGGAUUGAUGGUGUUGGACAUGGUCUCAAGUUGCAGCAUGAAAGGCUCGGAGAGAUUUUCGAUAUCCGAUGCUUCCACAUCCCUAUCACGGAUCGAACACCGUUCCUAGGUCUCUCUCUCUCUCUCUCUCUCUCUCUCUCUCUCUCUCAUUUAACGUUUCGGAUGAUAGUUAUUGAACUAGUGAAGUUAGUUCAGAGUACCGUUAGAAGAGAGCACGAUCGAUCAACAAAGAGACCAAUAUAUAUUGUCGGAGAGUCUUUCGGAGCAUCACUUGCACUAGUUGUUGCUGCUCAAAACCCUGAUAUCGAUCUUGUCCUAAUCCUCGCUAAUCCUGCUACAAGUUUGAGCAAAUCUUUACUCCAAAGUGUUGCGCCUUUCUCUGAGAUGAUUCAUAAGCAUCUGAUUCCCCCACCAGUAGAAACAGUUUUGUGGAAGUUGAGGAUGAUAUAUGAGAUGCAAAGCUAUUUGGAUUCACAUCUUCAUGCUGUCGAAGCUCAAACACUCAUUCUAACCAGUGGAAAUGAUUUGCUGAUGUCAAACAAAACCGAAAGCGAUAGACUUUCUAGUAUGCUGACACAAUGUUGUUAUUAUCAAAUUGGUGUUUUUUCAAUUUUCUUACAAGAUGAAACUUUCGAUCUCGUCGCAACAAUAAAGCGCGUCAGCUAUUAUCGUCGAGGAGCAUCCGUUGAUUAUAUCUCGGAUUACUUUCCACCAACCCCUUCUGAACUUAAGAUGAUUCUCCAACCAUUCAGAUGGAUGAACACGGCCCUCGAUCCUGUAAUGAUAUCGACUAGGGUUAGUGGAGAACUCGUCCGAGGGCUUGGAGGAAUUCCUUCUCAAGGACCGGUGAUAUUAGUAGGUAACCACAUGAUGAUGUCGGUGGACGCUGUAUUGCUCGUCUCGAGUUUUUGGACCGACGAGAAUAUUAUGGUCCGGGGAAUGGCACAUCCGUUAUUCUUCGAGAGAUUGAAGAAGGGUGGGAAAUUACCCGAUUUGUCCAUGCUCGAUGUGAUUAGGGUUCUUGGUGGGGCUCCGGUAUCUGCUACUAACUUAUACAAAGCUCUCUCCAUAAAUUCUCAUGUUUUGCUGUAUCCAGGGGGUUUCCGGGAGCUAUUUCAUCAGAAGGGUGAAGAACACAAACUGUUUUGGCCAGCUAAAUCGGAGUUUGUGCGAAUGGCGGCAAGAUUUGGCGCCAAAAUUGUACCUUUUGGUUGUGUUGGUGAAGAUGAUGUUGUUCAAUUGUUAUUAGAUCGCAACGAUCAAAUGAAGUUUCCACCCCUCAAGGCCUUCAUCGAAGAACUAACCGGCGAGGCUGUUAGGUUAAGGAGUGAUGCUGAAGGAGAAAUACGGGAGCAACUUUUAUACUACCCGGUAGUCCUACCGAAAAUACCCGGCCGCUUAUAUUUCCGAUUCGGAAAGCCAAUCUCAAUGGAAGGAAGGGAGGAUAUUUUGACAGACAAAGAGAAAGCUGAUGAAAUGUAUUUAGAGAUACAAAACGAGGUACACAAAUUCAUCGAUUAUUUGAAGGAGAAUAGAGAAAAAGAUCCGUAUAGGAAUCUUUUAGCUCGAUUAUCUUAUCAGUGCUUCAACGGCUUCGAUUAUCAAGUCCCAACUUUCGACAUUUGAUAUUCUUUUGGAAUCUUGUUU